UCACAGCAACACAUCAGGCUCCCUCUCUGAGGGAUAUAAAAGCAGCAGCUGGUCCUCAGACUCUGCAGGAUUCUUGUCCACCUCCAUCCCAUCACUGGAAGCUGUCAGACUCUAAACCCCAGCAUGAUGCUGUUCCUCUCCKUGUUUGUUCUGGCUCUGGCUGCUGUGUCUCCUUCAGAUGGACAGGAGCUGAAGCUGCAGCGAGGACACUGUCCCAUGUUCUGGUACAGCUUCAACGGUCGCUGCUACAAGUACGUCGCCACGCGCCUGAGCUGGGCUGAUGCAGAGCUCUACUGCCUGUCAGAGAACAGCAACCUGGUGUCCAUCCGCAGCAAGGGAGAGCACGACUUUGUCAACGCCCUGAUCAAUAACUUUGAUCACUCUAAGGGAGAAACCUGGAUCGGACUCUCUGACAUUCAUAAAGAAGGAAGAUGGAUGUGGUCUGAUGGAUCUGUGGUGAAAUUCCUAUACUGGGCUUCAGGAGAACCAAACAACAGUGGAAGGUCUGAGCACUGUGUGCACACCAGCUUUGAGAAGGAGAAAAAAUGGAAUGAUUCUAAAUGUUCUGGGCAAUAUCCCUCCAUUUGUGCCUCUCGCAUAUAACUAUAGCAGCUAGAAUGGCUGCACCUGUUUAAUGAAUCAAUAAAGCAAAUUUCUAAUCAGAA
Messenger RNA from Austrofundulus limnaeus, 665 nucleotides. RefSeq names its product lactose-binding lectin l-2. The coding region runs from base 124 to 603 and encodes 159 amino acids. The transcript has a single exon. The record is from RefSeq and is a predicted model, not a curated record. NCBI's taxonomy places the organism in Eukaryota, Metazoa, Chordata, Actinopteri, Cyprinodontiformes, Rivulidae.